UGAAGUCGGUUAAAAACUAACAAUGGCAUUUUGAUGGUGAUUUAAAAGUGAUCAACUUCUUAAACUGUAAUACUUACAUUCAUGCUGGGAAUAUUUAUUGUUGGCGUAGCAUUUGACUUUAGGAGAGAUACUUUUGCUUUGCAAUAGAAAAAAUUCGUGUCAAAAUGCUUUGAACAUAUUCUCGCAUUUAUAGACGGUACCCAAUUCUGACGACCAGUUGCAUCAAUCCAUAUUUUACGAAUGCAGGGCUCCGUUGAAAACCUAUGGGACAAAACAUUGUUUUUUUUUUUCAAUUUUGUGGACUUUUGUUUCCCAUUUACAGGCAACAUUGUGAUUGAGGUUAUCUUACACUUAAAAGCUAAAAUUACCACGAAAUAUUAUUAAUAAGAAUGAUUAGUUGGUAGGAAACAGUAAAUUAUUAUGAUUCUGAUAUUAUGUAUCUUUAGUCAAUUGUUUACUUACGAAUGAAAUGAAAUUCCGCCGGCUUUUCUUUCUGUGCGGCUAUUACAGCCUAAUACGCUGCAACUACCCAUAAUUUUAUACACUCAGUACACGUAAUACACUCAGAACACUUUUUUAAUUAACUUCUAAAUGUGUUUAUCACCAAAAAGAACAACAGACACAAGAAAACUAAUAAAAUAUCAGAUCUGUAGUGCUAUUCUGUAAGGUUAUUAUAAAAACUCGAACGCGGAAUCCGCGGUGAGUUUUCGAUUUCGUAUUCUGUAAAACUCGACAGUACUAGUGGCGCCACAUCGUCGAGAGCGGCGACGAGGCGAACUGUGCUAAGUGAGUACUUUUGACGUUUAUAGUAUGAAUUCGGCAUUCUGUAAGGUAAUUUUACACCUCGAACGUCGAGUUCGAGUGUUUACAAAUACGAAUUCACCUGUCAGCAAUUCACUCGUCUAUUAGUUGGCGAGUUCAUGAGUGAGUUAGCGGUUGUGGAACAAAUUUGAUACAAAUUUUAUAUAUUUUUUUUACUAAAAUGGCGCGUUAUUUUAUAUUAAAUGCUAUAAUACGAGAAGCAAAUGCUGUGGAUAUAAUAGAAACUCGCCGGCAAAGUACAGCAUUCGGGAAAUGCAAAUUAUUAAUCGAAAUAAAAAUUUUGUUGAAUGCUACCGUUUAUCGGAAGAACUAGUUUCUCAAGUGAUGGAAGACAUUAAAGUUUUAGUUAAAAAACCUCAACGUCGACGAAGAGGAUUAACUGCUAGAGUCAAGUUGUUAUGCACACUUUCUUUCUUUGCGACUGGGAGCUAUCAAAGGAUAUGUGGAAAACACAUAAAUUCGUUUGUGUCGCAGCCAUCAGCAUCUCGUAGUAUCCACGAGGUCAUAGAAGCCCUAUAAGCCAUCCAAGUAUAUUAAAAAAAUACAUAAGAUUUCCCCAAAAUUCUGAAGAAAGACUGAGACUCAAAACAAGAUUCUAUGAGAAAUUCAGUAUUCCUGGGGUAAUAGGAUGUGUAGAUGGGACUUUUGUGACAAUGGUGAGACCAACUUGCCAUGAAGAACGAUACUACUGUCGCAAAGGAUAUCAUGCAAGAAAUGUACAAAUGUUCACAGAUGCAGAUUUGAACAUAAUACAUGUAGAUGCAACAUAUGGCGGAGCGACUCACGACAGCCUUAUUUUUAAUAAUUGCAUCAUUCGGGACCACCUCGAACAAUUAGUACAAACAGGCGAAUCUGUGUACUUGUUAGGUGAUUCUGGGUAUCCGCAGCGUCAGUACCUAAUGGUGCCAGUUCCAAAUGCAGACGAGGGAACACCAGAACAUCACUAUAACCAGCUGCAUGCUACUGCAAGAAACACCGUAGAAAGAACAAUAGGGGUCCUUAAAGCCAGAUUUAGAUGCCUAUUAGCACAUAGAGUCCUACAUUAUGACCCCGACACGGUUUCGAAGAUUGUAAUAGCAUGUUGCGUGCUUCACAAUAUUUGUAAUCGUGCCGGCCUGCCAGCUCCAGCCAUACUCAAUUCAGAGCUAGAGGUUGAGGCUGGUUUUCAUAGGACCAGACAAAGUGUAGCUUCAAAUGAGGAUGUACCCAAUGAAACUGCACUUGGUCAGCUAUGUAGACAAAGAUUGAUAAAUGAAUUAUGGAGGGCAAGGAACACGCGGGAAUUAUAAUUAAUUCAAACAAAAAUCAAUGCAAAUUAUUUAUUCCGGAAAAUUAUAUUCAUAGGUGUUAGUAACU
This is a messenger RNA of Colias croceus (clouded yellow), 2178 nucleotides long. RefSeq names its product putative nuclease HARBI1. Bases 1476 to 2111 code for a protein of 211 amino acids. The transcript has 5 exons. The record is from RefSeq and is a predicted model, not a curated record. Lineage: Eukaryota; Metazoa; Arthropoda; Insecta; Lepidoptera; Pieridae.